UUUUCAGGUGGAACAUGUCGUAUCAAGAUAACAGGAAACUUCCGAAAGACACGAGGAGUUGCGUUGGAGGUUUUCGGUAUGAAGGACACAAGAAGCAACUACGACCAAGAUAUGCACAAUCUGAAAUUGGCGAGCCAUUUAUACCGAGGUUUUCUGCAAUUGCUAGUGAGGGCCAGAAGAUUGCACCACCUAACGAAGACUGGGCAGACAACACCACCGUGCUCACUGGAAUGACGACGGAUUCUUUCACAAUGGAAGAAAAAGUGAUUUAUACCCCACCAAUUGGACGUGUCAUAGGAAGACGGUGCUCUAGGUUUGUCUGGCUGUUGGCCUCGUCGUUACUUUGCAUUAUAUCGGUGGUCAGUGCGCCGAUAAUGUGUUCAUUGCCUAUAAUCGCACCACGUUUCGGCUUCAGCAUGCCGGCAAUUCAAUGUGACGUCGAUUGUGAAGGACUCCUGUUUUUAAUGGCAAUCAAAACAAUCUUUUUGGUAAUUGCAAUUGGAGUUCUUUAUUGGAGGAAAGCCAUGGCAGACAUGCCCAGGUUGUACUUUGUACGAGCUGCGCUUACAUUUUUAGUCAUGUUUAUCCUGUUCGCGUUUUGGCUCUUUUACAUUGUCAGGAUAAUGUUUGAAAGAUACGACAACUACAAGUACAUCGUUUCCUAUUCCACAUCACUGCUCGACGCUCUUCUAUGGACACAUUAUCUCUCUGUUGUGCUCCUCGAGCUUCGUCGUCUACGUGCCCAAUUCAUUGUAACUAUUGUUCGCGAUCCAGACGGUGAAAUGCAUACAUUGAACAUUGGCGCUGGCUCAAUUCAAGAAGCUGCCACCGAGAUUCUUCGUUUCUACACAACUCGAUUCUCCUCGUUCAACAUUCACCUUGACAACGCCAGACAGACGGCGGUUGCAAAGCAGUCUGGAAUGCAAGGAGGCACCGCAGGCUUCAAGAUGUACAAUAUCGAGCAAUUUGGAGGGCAGGAAACUGUUAGUGAAGUCAACACGCGGGCUUUGAUGGAAGCCGCGGCGAGAAGAAGGAUUGGUGGAUAUGCUGAAGUGAUGCAGGAAGAACUUGAUUUUGAAAAACGGUUAAAGAAGAGAAAGUAUCGCCUAAUUGCCGCCGCCGAAGACGCAUUCUCCCAUGUUCAGAACACUGCCGAGUCCGGAACGAACCAAAAGCCUGGAAUUAACAACCAGAUGGACUCACUGACCGCUGCUCAAAACGUAUUCACAUGGAUUGUCCGGCCGCUCACCAAAUAUUUAAAAACUACUCGUCUUCAGUCAAGACAUCCUUCAGGAGAAGUUACGAGGCACAUUGAAAGAUGCCUAACACUCAAGUUGUCUCAUCGAACAUUUCUCCAACGCUUCUUCAGUGACCGUAUUCCCCAACGGGAAAUUGUCGGGGAAUCGAAAUGGUCGGUAAUUUGCGACGAGGCGGUGAGCUCUGGAGUUCAACACGGAACGUAUCUAGUGCUCAAAUCGCACAACCCAGAUAUCGACUGCGGAGUUCAACUUGUUUGCACCAUCUCGAGUAUUCCGUUCUUCAAUUUGACCGAGCAAGCCAAACCUGGAAAUGAAAAGUUUUCCUUAAAAAUUAGCAAUGAGUCGGCAGUUUGAUUUGUGGGCUAGUCAUCAUGCCAUCAAGUAAACUUCCAAAAAAAUGCCCAUUUGAUUUGAUCAGUUUUUUAAAAAAUUUUUUUUACCUGUUAGCUUCUUUUCUUCAACUUUUAUUCUACAUCAUGCUGUUUCUAUGUACGGGUUCCUCAUCUGACCGAGAUGAUAAUGACUGACAUUUGACAUCUCUAUCGCGCUGCGUCACUUACUUCUUCGAGUAUUUAUUUUUCUUUAAGUUUCUUCACAUUGACUUAUGGUCUGGUACCUUUUCAAUAUGAUAUGAAUAAUUUAUUCAAGUUUAAGUUUUUCUUAAUAAAAAAGUGAUUAUUUAUUAUGUAUAUUUGAUUUUAAAAAAAGAAAAAAAAUACAUCAUGGAAAGAAAA
Messenger RNA from Caenorhabditis elegans, 1993 nucleotides. It is a transcript of the gene vang-1, whose product is annotated as Vang-like protein. NCBI's taxonomy places the organism in Eukaryota, Metazoa, Nematoda, Chromadorea, Rhabditida, Rhabditidae. Gene Ontology annotation, cellular component: plasma membrane; membrane. The record is from RefSeq and is marked reviewed. The transcript has 8 exons. Bases 15 to 1613 code for a protein of 532 amino acids.